UUUCCCCCCAACUCAUUAGGUCCCAGUUGUGCAGCCCAGGCUCCCCAGCAAGCAGAGAGCCCAGGAUCCCUCAGCCUUUCUCUGCAGUGACCACCUGUGCCCCUGGGCAGGGCUGAAGAUGCCUCUGUUCUCCAGGAAGAAGAAACCCAGCGAAGAUGCUCGGAAACGCCUCGAGUACCAAAUGUGCCUGGCAAAAGAAGCUGGUGCUGAUGACACCCUGGACAUAUCCAGAUGUGAGCUCUCAGAGGUUCCUUAUGGGGCCUUUGCAACUUGCAAGGUCUUGCAAAAAAAGGUGCUGAUUAUUCAUACCAAUAAUCUGACAUCCUUAGUUCCAAAGUCCUGCAGCCUCCUGAGUCUCAUAACUGUGAAGGUUCUGGAUCUGCAUGACAACCAGCUGGCAUCACUUCCUGCUGAUAUUGGUCAGCUGACAGCCCUUCAGGUCCUAAACGUUGAAAGGAAUCUUUUAAAAAGCCUUCCACAAUCUAUAGGAGACCUUGCACAGCUCCAGGUCCUCAAUGUGAAAGGUAUGGAAUGGGAUUGCUCUGGACAAAGCACAUUUAUUAUCAUGGUGAGCUGCAUUAGCAAUUAUUCCUUUCAAUCAAGACAAACCAGAUGGUUUACACUCUGAGUGCUGAGAAGAAGC
Zonotrichia albicollis (white-throated sparrow) is the source of this 643-nucleotide messenger RNA. The record is from RefSeq and is a predicted model, not a curated record. Lineage: Eukaryota; Metazoa; Chordata; Aves; Passeriformes; Passerellidae.